GCAGUUUUGAUUCCGGUACUCAUUCUCGAUCGGCCGAUGAUGUUGAUCAAGUUCGGAUGAGAAGCUAGGUGCCCGAUGGUACUUUGCAACCAUUUUUCGGUUUCCUUGGCGAUGUUUUGGGUGGCAGUCGCUUUCGCUGCUGAUCCUGACCAUUGUCCAGGUCAGCGGAUUCACUGCUACAAUUGCGACUCGUUUACCAACGCUCACUGUAACGACCCGUUUAUCCGAAGUGACCAGACCACCUCAGUUCCUGUUGUCGAUUGCAAUGCACCUUGCUUCAAAUGGGCACUUGAAACUGAAGGACGAAAACGCAUGGUCCGCAACUGCUCACAUUCGCUAAACAUGAAAAUGGAAAAAUAUUUAGUUUGUAUAACCGAAUCUCGUGCGAACUACGGUUUCCUGUGUUUCUGUAACAAGGACAGGUGCAAUCGGUCCCAGCGCCAAAACGGAUCAUACAAGUUUCAAUGGUUCUUGCUCGUAAUUUCCUUUCUUCAUCAGAGAUGGCUUGUAUGACCCCAGUCUUUGCCAGUUUCCUCACCCACCAUGUACCCCUACUGAUUGUGCAUCCCCUUGACAAACUUCGGAUGACCUUAAUCUCUGCAGGACAAGAAUCACUGUCACCAUUUCUUUUUUCUUGCGGUACAAAGAAUAUUUCCUUCUCUGUCUGAUACGCAAGCCAUUUUUAUAGGCAAAUGACCGUUAAAAAGUUAGUCAUCACUUUUCUUCUGCCUAUGGUUUAGCAUGAACACUUUCCCUCUACCCACUGUCAGUACAAAAGUCUUUCUAUGUCCUAAUUCUCAGAGUAGAACCCCAUCAUGUAUGUAACAGCGCGAUCAAAAAAAUUGUAGACCAUGCGUGCCAUUUCUUUCAAAG
Molecule: messenger RNA, 873 nt
Organism: Opisthorchis viverrini
Lineage: Eukaryota; Metazoa; Platyhelminthes; Trematoda; Opisthorchiida; Opisthorchiidae
Exons: 3
Coding region: 76-513 (145 amino acids)
Biological process (GO): regulation of synaptic transmission, cholinergic; sleep; positive regulation of voltage-gated potassium channel activity
Source: RefSeq, a predicted model, not a curated record